AUGUACUGCAUGGCGGAGAGAGUGGUAGGAAAGCUCGGUGUACUUGUAGAGGCGGGACGGCGCGCGCGCGUUUGCUACCCCGUCCGCUGGCGGCCUCGUGAUCUGAGGAUAUUAUGUUGGUGUACUGUGCUAUGUGUCUUAGUGUACUGUUAUUUUUUUUACGCGUUACAACUUACGAGCGACGUGAUCUUUCGCGGAUGUGUGUGGAUGCGUGGGUAUACGCCAUCGCUGUUGGGGAUUUGGAUGUGUCAGCGAGCAGUUUCGGGGUCCUUUCGGAGCUACGCCGCGGCAUACGGGCGGCAGAGCGAGCGCCCAGCGGUGACCACUCGGUGA
Molecule: messenger RNA, 333 nt
Organism: Heterobasidion irregulare TC 32-1
Lineage: Eukaryota; Fungi; Basidiomycota; Agaricomycetes; Russulales; Bondarzewiaceae
Exons: 1
Coding region: 1-333 (110 amino acids)
Source: RefSeq, a predicted model, not a curated record